Messenger RNA from Pangasianodon hypophthalmus (striped catfish), 2292 nucleotides. RefSeq names its product solute carrier family 38 member 6 (gene slc38a6). The coding region runs from base 233 to 1588 and encodes 451 amino acids. The record is from RefSeq and is a predicted model, not a curated record. Gene Ontology annotation, molecular function: L-glutamine transmembrane transporter activity. Gene Ontology annotation, biological process: L-glutamine transport; amino acid transmembrane transport. The transcript has 16 exons. Lineage: Eukaryota; Metazoa; Chordata; Actinopteri; Siluriformes; Pangasiidae.
CGACGCGUAAACGUUCCGUUUGGUCACAUGACCAGAAAUAUGCAGGAAUAUGAGUGGAGCUGAAAUAAGGACUUGUUUUUUUUUUUUACCGGGUGACAAACUUUACGUUUUAUAAAAAGUGAAGUUUUUUUUAAACGAUGAGCAGCUUGUAGAAACUAACUAGCGCUGAGAAAGUGUGGACAGAGGAGACAGACAGACAGAAAGAAAGAAAGAAAAAGAAAUAGAAGCGAAAAUGAAAAGAGAGAGAGAGAACACAUCGGUGCAGAGUGAAGGUGGAUAUCAGGCAGGUGGAGAGGAAGAAGAGACAACAACACUGCUGGGACAGGAUGUUCAGGUCCCCACAGGUUCCUCUUUCACCUUCUCUGUGUUUAAUCUGAUGAACGCUAUCAUGGGAAGCGGGAUCCUGGGCUUAGCCUACGCCAUGGCCAGCACGGGCGUCGUGGGCUUCAGUAUUUUGUUGUUGCUGGUCUCCAGUUUGGCCGCCUACUCCAUCCACCUCCUACUGACACUGUGUGACCAGACAGGCUUGAGCUCGUAUGAAGGACUGGGAGAGAGAGCCUUCAGCAAAGCCGGGAAGGUGCUGGUGGCGUGUACCAUCCUGAUCCAGAAUAUUGGUGCCAUGGCUUCUUACAUGUUCAUCCUAAAGAUGGAACUUCCUCCCACCAUCAGCGGCUUCCUGAGAGCCGAGCAUUCUGGUGUGUGGUAUGAGAACGGUGUGGUGUUAUUGAUCCUGGUCACAGUGUGUGUGGUGCUUCCUCUCGCUCUGCUGCCCAAAAUCGGUUUCCUGGGUUACAGCAGCAGUCUGUCGUUCUUCUUCAUGCUGUUUUUCGCCGUAGUGGUGGUGGUGAAGAAAUGGUCAGUUCCAUGUCCACUGCCCAACAACUCCACUCUCACUCUGCAGAUCUCUAACUCGUCUGUCUCAGACUGCAACACUCGUCUCUUCAUCUUCUCCAGUAAGAGUGCCUAUGCCAUCCCCACUAUGGCGUUCUCCUUCUUGUGUCACACUGCAGUCCUGCCCAUUUACUGUGAGCUCCAGCGACCCACUAAGCGCAGGAUGCAGAAUGUGGCCAAUGUGAGCAUCUCUCUCAGCUUCCUGGUCUACCUGGUCUCCGCCCUCUUCGGCUACCUCACCUUCUACGGUCAGGUGGACUCGGAGUUGUUGCGAGGAUACGACGUUUACCUGCCGCGUGAUGUGUUGGUGAUGUCAGUGCGUCUCGCGAUCCUAUUGGCCGUGCUGCUCACUGUGCCGCUCAUCCACUUCCCCGCACGUAAAGCAGUGUUAACUUUAUUCAGAGGAGAGAGACACUUCUCCUGGUUGUCUCACUGUGUCUCCACAGUUGUACUCCUCCUGAUCAUCGAGCUGCUGGCCAUCUACGUCCCCGACAUCAGGAACGUCUUUGGAGUCGUGGGUUCCACUACCUCAACCUGUUUGCUGUUUGUGUAUCCUGGUCUGUUUUAUUUGCGUGUCAGUAAUGACCACAUCAGAUCUUCCACUUCAAUUGGGGCUGUUGCUCUCGUGAUAUUUGGUGUGUUUGUGGGUUUGCUGAGUCUUACUGUCAUCAUCGUUUCCUGGGCACAGGCAUCCUGACCUUGACCAUUUGACCUCUGACCUCUGCUUCCAGUCCUACAAACAUUUGCACAGUUACAUCAACACUUUAAAGAGGAACUGUUAUGAGUGGAACACACCGUUUACGCUUAAUUAGACAGGGGGACUGUUAUUACUGUAACGCAGAGAAAGCUUUACGCACUUAGACACAGUGACCAAUAUUUCCUCAGCACAGUUUACAUUCUUAUACGGGGGACCAUUAUUACUGUAACACACAGCUUCACAGGGGGACCAUUAUUACUGUAACACACAGCUUUACCAAAGAUGUUUCGGCUAGAAUCGAUAUAAAAUAUACCAUUAUAUAUAAAACCAUAUGUUUAUAAAGCAGUAAAUUAUUUCUACAUCAAUAUUAUAAACUGUAUGUGUUGAAUAUUGAAUUAAACGUCACUGAUUAUUAUUAUUAUUAUUAUUAUUAUUGCACUUUGAUGUAUGCACUAUACUGACAUAUCAGCUGCUCGUAUUUUGAUAUUAAUAUCACAGACACUCUUAGUGGCAAAAAUUUAAAUUCCAGUGUUUAACACACACAGGUUUUAAUGUUGAUGUAGAAGCAAUCUGCUAAUUUUCACAGUCUGAGAAGGGAUUGAUCUCGACAUUUAUAUACAUCUAAUCGUUUCCUGUGUGUGUGUGUGUGUGUGUGUGCGUUCACUUUGCUGAAUAAUAAAAGGGAAAUGCUGGAUUUUGUAGCA